CACUUCCCAUGCUCCUUAGCGUUCCGCGCUUGCGCAAUAUGUUUACAACGGCCCUGGCUGCUGGAUGUAGUGUUGUUGUUGUUGUUGUGACAUUAAAGGGGCUAAAAGAAAGAACUGACGAAGUGAACACAGCCCGGAGCCCGUCGCAUGAGGUUCCUGGGUUAGCUCCUCCCUGCCAUGACAGCUGACCACCAGGUCACCAGCCCCCCCUCCUUCUGCAGUUGAUGGAUCUGCAGCUGGUCCAGAGAUGACAGACAGCGUCAGGGCCUUCCUCCGCAAUGUUGCGACGGGGAUCAAGGACUCCAUAUUGGGGAUUGGAACAAUCUCCAAGCUGGAUGCCCGCAUCCAGCAGAAAAGGGAAGAGCAGCGGAGGAGAAGGGCUAGUGGGGCCCUGGCACAGAGAAGGGCACAGAGUGAAGAGCGAAAACCAGACAAUGAACCCAAAGUAGCCAGCAGGAUUUUUCAGUGCUGUGCCUGGAAUGGAGGCGUGUUCUGGCUCAGUCUGUUCCUCUUCUACCGGGUGUUUAUCCCAUUGCUGCAGACUCUCACUGCAAAAAUCAUCGGUGACCCCUCCCUCCAUGGCAGUGUGUGGUCCUGGUUAGAGUUCAUCUUGACCUCCGUCUUCAGCGCUCUCUGGGUUCUGCCUCUGUUUGUCCUCAGCAAGAUAGUCAACGCCAUCUGGUUCCAGGAUAUUGCUGACCUUGCAUUUGAAGUGUCCGGCUGUAAAGCUCAGGCAUUCCCCAGCGUCAGUAAGAUCAUCGCAGACAUGCUCUUCAACCUCCUCCUCCAGGCACUCUUCCUCAUUCAGGGUAUGAUCGUUAGCCUGUUCCCCAUCGAUGCCAUUGGACAGAUGGUUAGCCUCCUGCACAUGUCUCUGCUCUACUCCCUGUACUGCUUUGAGUAUCGCUGGUUCAAUCAUGGCAUCGAGAUGCACCAACGACUGUCCAACAUUGAGAGGAACUGGCCAUAUUACUUUGGCUUUGGUUUACCUAUGGCUCUACUGACAGCUCUGCCCUCCUCAUACAUCAUUAGUGGCUGCUUGUUCUCCAUCCUUUUCCCUCUGUUCAUCAUCAGCGCUAAUGAGGCUAAGACACCAACUAAGCUGUACCACUUCCAGCUGCGUCUCUUCUCCCUGGUCGUGCUGAUCAGCAACAAGCUUUUCCACAAGACGGUCCACCUGCAGUCGUCCCUGACGUCCUCCACCUCCUCAGAGAGGCUGUCCUCCCCUCACACUUCCCCGAGCCGCCAGAGACUCGUGCCCACCCAGUGAUGGAGCCACUUUCAAGGAGGCGAGAUGGCAAAACAGCAGAGUGGCUUCACUCACUGCGAAGAAAGAUGAUUCUUCCAGAAGGAUUUUCCUCGAUGAAGAUAAUAUGCGGUUUAAGACGAAGGGUUUCCAUGUUUUUAAUCUAAUAUCUGGCCGUAUGGUUUUUCAUUUUGAAGUAAAACCACCAGACACAUUUUCAGUAUGACACAAAAAUCUGUGCCUCACACUCGAAACACAUUAUAUACUCAGCUCUCAACUUUUUUCUGUUAAUUUUCUUUCAUUGUUUUUGGUUUUUGUUUUGUAAAAUGUGCCAUUUGAGUGAAUCUCCUUUAAUAAAUUACAGCACAAUAAAUCACCUAGUUUUCAUAUGUUGAAGCAAACUUGUGACUAGAGGAUUUAUUUGCUUGUUAGCAUUCAGGAGCAACGCAGGGUCUUGUUUUACCUGUUGACAACUAUUUUUUUUUUCAUGUUGCAAGUCACAUUCCUUCCUCUCGGGUUGAAUGCUUUCUUUCACAUGGAUCCAUGUCUCUUUGUCAAAUGAUGGUGUCCGAGCAGUUCCAGGAAACACCUUGUGUGGUUGAUGGGGAAACUGCAUUUUUAUCCUGUUACAGCUUUGUUCUAAGUAGAAUUCACAAAUCAAAUCUAUAUCAAGUCAAUCUAAAAAGAACAGAGGAGUAUACACCAAAUACUCUUCCUCAAACUCUUGUUGUGUGCUAACUAAAGGUUUGCCUGGUGUCUCAUCCCGAUGAGAUGUACAUUCUGCAAAAGGCAAGGUGACACCAGCAGAGAAGAAGAAGCUGCCUCAGUGUUUUCAGUCUGUGAAUUCAGUAGAUGAUAGUUGAGAUAAACACUGCCAAACUGCGAUGUCUUUGUUUUGUUUGACCACUACAAUGCUACACUCUGUAAUAAAGGAAGGAGCCUAAUAUAAGGUGAUCAACCUUA
Messenger RNA from Pleuronectes platessa (European plaice), 2209 nucleotides. RefSeq names its product EI24 autophagy associated transmembrane protein (gene ei24). Lineage: Eukaryota; Metazoa; Chordata; Actinopteri; Pleuronectiformes; Pleuronectidae. Gene Ontology annotation, biological process: macroautophagy. The record is from RefSeq and is a predicted model, not a curated record. The transcript is spliced from 11 exons. Gene Ontology annotation, cellular component: endoplasmic reticulum. The coding region runs from base 248 to 1270 and encodes 340 amino acids.